UGUCUGUCCCAUAGCUUAGGGAAGGGUGCCGGGUCCUUGCCUAUUGAUUAUGAGACAUCUAGUUUAAAAAAAAUUUUGAGAAGUUGUGACAGUUGGGUACCUUUGCCAUCAGUGCUCUGGGAAGCAUCUAGCAAUAACAGAUCAGCGGCUCAAGACAUUUGAAGACUCUGGCAUCUAGAGACUGCUCCAAGCUCUGGCUGGAAAUUAGAAGCAUUGGGACUGCACAGAUGAAGGUUCCAGAGAGAUUAGGAGUUUCAUUUUGCUGCUCUGAUUCACGCUUUCUUCACUUCACUUGGGGACAGCACUGGAGACAGGAAUCUGAACUGACUGCCUGGUGCUUAAAAAGGUGAAUAAUGACUCGGAGAAGACCUUCCUCGUAUCUUUUGAUCUUUGGGCUUCAGACACCCCUUCACCCAUAAUUAACUUGUGUGUUGACUGAUUACUUGAGCGAUCAAGGGAGACUCAGUAUGUCAGUGGAAACCAGGAAACUAUUACUCUAUGGUGAAACAGCAAUCAAGCCAACUCGUCUAUGAUACAAAUCAGAUACCUGUGAGAACAAGCCACGUAAUGGUACAAAAGCAAAUAAAAUCCCAAAGAGAAAGGAUUGAUGUUUUAUUUAUGUCUAAAAUGAAGAAGCCAGCUCAAACUUGCCAGGAGAGGGGAUGGCUGGAGCAAACACUUCAUUCAUUGAGGCACGAGAUGAGUGCAGCGAUGUCACAGGGUGAACGGUCCACUGGGAAGACCCUAGCGGGCACGAUGGAGUCACGGGACGUGACCCCUGCAGAAGGGCUCUCUCCAGCUCCUCGUGAAGAAACGGGAGUCCGCCAGUGCCACAAGCCCCAGCGUGGUGCGCCAGCGCCCACCAGUGCCACGGGCACGGUCACGUUCACGGAAGAGACGCAUCCGUGUCAAAUCCGUGGAAAGUACUGCGGGCACACGGGAGCAGAGAGUGCGAGGACCUCCCUGUCACCAGCUCGGACUAGCGAGCCUGAGAGCAAUCCAGGCGUAGCGGAGUCCACUGUUAAGAGGAGGAGGGCAGUCUCUGAGACGCUCUCAGAAACCGGAGAAAACAGCAAUGCCAAAGUUUCAGGGGGUGGUCGCAGACCUCUGAGAGGACUUCGAGAAGCGCGCCCUCCGAAGCCUGGCAAGACGCUGCAGCUCUUUGAGGAGAAUGUCUCCUUAAAGGAUAAAGAGGCUCUUUCUCAAGCUGCAGCGUCUGAAGCAGAGAAGAGGAGCUGCUUUGCCAAUAAUUACGUUCUUGCUACCAAUGGAAACCACCUGGCCUUAUUUAAUCCCUCUAGAUUUCCGAGGAGACCAAGGCCUGCACUGCGCCUGGCGGCCUGGGCAGCAGUCAGGAGGCACUCUGAGGACAGGCAGACCGCCUCCUCGAGGAUGAGCGAUGCUCGUUGCCAGCAGGAGCAGAAAACUGCACAGUUUCUCAGAUACACAGAAUCUGUCCACUGGAGAAGUGAUGAAAAGUGCCCAAAAGUUGAAGGCGGUAUGAACCAGCCAUUUAUAGCGGCAGAGAAGAUGGAAGCGCUAAGACAGCCAAAAUCUACAAUGUCUUCAGUGGCUUCCAGAAUGAAAGCAAUUAAUGCAAUCCUCAAGAAUCAACAGCUUCCUAUAAGAUGCCCACGCCAUCUUGAAGCUGGUGGACCAAAUCCGGAGUGCAAAAGAAAGGAAUCCUCUGUGAUCCAGGUGUUUCCGAAUCUUAAGGAGCCACAGAGGAGGGAGCCAUUACGCCAGCCGAUAAAGAAAAUCAAUUCUGCAGCUUCCAGACUGAAGGCCAUCAAUGAAAUGCACAAGAGCCAAAGUAAUCUUCUAGGAUGGCCAAACCAGCAAGAAGCUGCUUUAGUGGCUUACGAUAUGCAGUGGCGUGAAACCCCAGAAUGCGAUGGAAAGAACAAAGACUGA
Messenger RNA from Anas platyrhynchos (mallard), 1914 nucleotides. The record is from RefSeq and is a predicted model, not a curated record. NCBI's taxonomy places the organism in Eukaryota, Metazoa, Chordata, Aves, Anseriformes, Anatidae.